AUGAGCAAACUUGCGCGUGCACUGCAACUCUGUGGUCAACUAGACAAGGCGGAAGAGAUCCAGCGGCAGGUAUUCUCUCUGCGGGAAGAGAACCUUGGAUAUCGACAUCUCAAAACCAUCACGGCUAUGGGCGACCUGGCUGCAACCCUGUCCAGCCGUGGUCAGCUCGAGGAGGCGGAGAUCAUGCAAAGAGACGUGCUAUAUCUGUGCUUUGAAUGUCUUGGGGAAAGACACCCGAACACGAUCGAGGCAAAGAGCGACCUCGCCCUCACCCUUUACAAUCAAGGCCAGCUAGAGGAGGCGGGGGCAGAGGGACAAGAGGUACUAACUCUACGGUUAAAGACCGUUGGACAGCGGAAUCCAGAUACGAUCAAGGCGAUGCGAAACCUCGCGGCUACCCUGUUCAACCGUGGUAAGAUGGAAGAGGCCGAAAAGAUUCAGAGUCAGGAACUUGCUUUGUGGCAAGGGAUCUUUGGACCGUAUCAUCCGGGCAUAAUCAAUGCAAGAAGUAGAUUUGCUGUGACGCUGUCGAAGAUUGGCUACCUGGACGUGACUGAAGAUAUUCAGAGAGACAUACUUCGUCUACAGACGGAUAUUCUGGGACAACGACAUCCAGACAUGAUCAGAGCCAUGGGUGCCAUCGCACUCACACUUUGCGAACGGGGUAAACUGGAGGAGGCAAAAGCAAUGCAGAGAGAGGUACUUGGUCUACUAUAG
This is a messenger RNA of Serendipita indica DSM 11827, 717 nucleotides long. The record is from the annotation of a GenBank genome assembly. Lineage: Eukaryota; Fungi; Basidiomycota; Agaricomycetes; Sebacinales; Serendipitaceae.